AUGGCGGGAACGAAACUGUACGGUAGCGAAUCCACUCAGUCGCUCUCCUUUUGGCACUCCUUCGCAACCGCACCGCCGCCUGUGGCGCCGUACUCCAGCCGUGUCGGUUUCAACUCGGUUAAGCUCAGUCGGCUUCGCGUCUUAGCUAUGGCCGUUAAAAGGAGUCCGAAGCGUCUCAAAUACUCUGCUCCUCGCUUCGCCAAGGAGGAUGAGCUGGUUUAUGUGGAAGCUGAUCCGUCAGGAACAGAUAGUUGGAAGCUUGAACCUGUAAUUGAACUUUUAAAACAAGGAGCUGUUGGUGUUAUUCCUACUGAUACCGUGUAUGCGAUAGUUUGUCAUUUGAGAAGCCAUUCAGCCAUUGAACGUCUUCGUAGAAUAAAAAAUAUUGAACCUUCCAAGCCCCUUAGUAUCUUAUGCCGCUCUCUUCAAGACAUUGACACUUAUACGACGGGGUUCCCUUGUGGUGAUGGCCAAGGUCACGCGAAUAUUUUUCGAGCUGUUAAACAUUGCUUGCCUGGGCCUUAUACAUUCAUCUUAACUGCAAGCAAAGAAUUGCCUAAACAGUGUGUGAGGUAUGGCACCACAAAGGAAAAAUAUGCUGCAAGGAAAAAUGUAGGUGUACGUAUGCCUGAUGAUGCCAUAUGUCAAGCAAUAUUAGAAAAGAUGGACGCACCUUUAAUAUCCACAAGCGUCAAGUGGCCAAAAGAAAAUGAGUGGAUGAUAGAUCCAGUUGUGAUAGCUGAUAUAUAUGGACCAGAGGGUCUUGAUUUUGUUGUUGAUGGUGGCAUAAGAGUGGCUGAUCCAUCUACUGUUGUUGAUAUGACUGGGGCUUCUCCAAAAAUUGUACGGCAAGGAAAGGGACCCAAACUACACUGGAUGGUCACAGAAGAAGAUGAUGGACCUGCUCUCUACGCAGACGAACUCAUCCCUUCAGCCACAUAGGAGUCUUGCUCCUUGUAGACUUACAGGACAAGAGGACCAUUGUUCAUUCGGAUUCAAGUUCGGAUCAGUGGUUCUGCUGCUUUCUUUGUCGUCGUCGUGGUUUAUUGGAGAUUUUUCCACCUCCACAAAGAGAUCAACUGUGUAUGUUGUGUAAGGGAGGUCAAGCAGUGGUAUUGUAUAGGUCUUCAACUUUCUCACUAACCAUUUUGUAUUAAACACCCUGUCCAGGAAAACCUGGUUUAAGGCUUGCAUUCUCAUUGCAAAGCCCAAAGGUGUUAAUUAAAUUUUAUGAUUAUUAUUGUCCAAAAAUAAAAGGUAAAAAUAACUAUCCAUUCAA
This is a messenger RNA of Theobroma umbraticum, 1279 nucleotides long. RefSeq names its product DHBP synthase RibB-like alpha/beta domain-containing protein. NCBI's taxonomy places the organism in Eukaryota, Viridiplantae, Streptophyta, Magnoliopsida, Malvales, Malvaceae. Gene Ontology annotation, molecular function: double-stranded RNA binding. The record is from RefSeq and is a predicted model, not a curated record.